UUCUCUGUAUCAAAUGACCCUCCAUCCUUCCAGAUCAAACACAAACACACACAGACCAUCUCUCUCUCUCUCUCUCGGACCAUCUCGCUCUCUCUCUCUCUCUCUCUCUCUAAAAUCACACUUUCUCUGUCUCUCUCUCUCUAAAAUCACACUUUCUCUUUCUCUCUCUCUCUGCCUCUCUCUCUACGUUCGCGAUAAACACUAUUGAUGUGUAUGCAACGUUACAGAUAAUUGUUGCAUUCUUCUACAUGGAGAUACUGCUUCUAAGGAAUGUUUUCUGAUUGUAAAAGGACCAGGAUAUUGGAAUCUUAAUGGAUUACUUUAAUGGUGGUGGUGAGAGUCCUGCUAUCUUACAGCUGUAUAAAUGGGGCCCUUCUCAAUGCCAAUUGAACUUAUCGGAAUUUCGUGAAGCUUUUAUAUCACCAACAAGGGAGCUUCUAUUGUUGCUGUCUCAUCAAUGUGAAGCCUUACUUCUUCCUUUGGUUACUGGGGAUGCCACAGACGACAACAUUUUAGAAACUGUCCACAAUGAUCAUCUUCAAAGUCAAUCUUCAGCAGCCUCUUCUUCCCAACUGUCAACACACCCUAGUUGGUCAGACACGAAAGAAAAUAUAUCUCCUACAGAUGCAUCAGCAACAGAUUGUGAAAAUGGUUUUUCUGCUGAAGAUCAAAUUUCAACAUCUAAUAGUUAUCCUUUUAUUUGUGAUGUUAACUCACUGGCUUGGGGUGUAUGUGGAGAUAUGUAUAAUCCGCAUGAUGAUGUCACAUUCAGAGAGCUUCUAUUUGUGUCAAAUGAUUUUGGUGUUACAGUGCAUGCUUUUCGUGAGCUUAUACCUGAUAAAACUGCAGUGCCAACACCCAUAUUGGACGAUGAGUUUGGGCAAGGUAGGUGGGUGGAGUGGGGCCCUUCUUCUGCAUCAGCUCAAAAUAUGAAGUCACAGGACUCUUCUGGCUUGUUUUAUGAAGGCACUAGCACUAUUGCAGGUGUUAGAAAGGCCAAUGAAAAUGGGGAAAUUGUGCAAGAUGCAUAUGAAGGGGUUGAUCAGCUGUUGAGAACUGUUGCUUCAAAGAAGUGGUUGCGAUCUUUUCUUGCUAAAGCUGAAACAGUAAAAUCUGAUGGUAACAUCUGGACUAGGUUCCCAGAGAAGACAGCAUUUCCUUGCUUUGCAGAAGUCGUUUCAUUUAGCAUUCUUGACAAGAAUUUACCAGUUCUGGACUUUCUUUCUCAUGGAAACUCUAUCUCAGAUGGAGAAGGAAGCCGGCAUGAAACUGAUUUGCGACUAGAUAGUGAUAUGAAUGUAGCCGGUGGUCUGUCUGAUAGCUGUGGUGCAAGUGCGUACAAGUGUUCCAGAGUGUUUUCCAGCAAUUCACAUUGCUUAAUUGGAUUUGUGUUAAUAAUGGGAGAUUCCUUUUUUAUCAAUUCUGCAGAUGAGACUGAAAGAGGCAGGGCGAAAAUUCUGCUUCUUGUUGCUAGGUUAGAUAUUUCAGGAAUUCAAUGGGUUUCCUUAGUGAAGCUUGCACAUAGUGUAAAUGCAGACCAUUUGACUGAGUGGACUGACUUCUGCUUUUCUGAUAACCUUCUUGUUUGCCUAAAUGUUUCUGGGUUAAUCUAUUUUCAUGCUGCAAACUCUGGUGAGUGUAUAGCACGUUUGGAUGUUUUACAGGCUUGUGGAUUAAACCCUCAACCAAGUCUAGGGCAGCAGCAAAAUGUGUCUCUAUUUGUUAAGCCGCAAAUGAAAAUUGUUGAUAGAAUUCAUGAUAAGUCAACUUCUCAACUUGGUGGUUUAUUUGGUAGAAGAACGUUUAGAAAGUUGCUUGUUGCUUCACAUACUUCCUUGUUAGCUGUAGUUGAUGAAUGUGGUGUUAUUUAUGUUAUUUGUGCUGGUGACUUUCUUCCAGGAAAUUUAUAUGCAUAUGAGAAAUUGCUUCCACGUUUUCAACAUUUAGGGCUUGGUAUGUUGGUUGGUUGGGAGGCUGGUGGUUCUGAGAUAGGCCACCAAAGGGCAUAUUCUAACAAUCCAUCCAUGAGGAAAGAUGUUGCUUCCCUUUUGAAUUGUGAUCGAAAUAAUGCACUUUGGACUAUCCAACAUGGGAACAUUCAUGAGAAGGGAGUCCAGGUUGACUUGCCAAGUUUAUCUUUUAGUGCAUCAGAAAGUAUACAAUGUGAUUCUGUGAUACAUUUUCAACCGACACGUAAAGUUUUUCUUCUGUCUGAGAGAUUUUGUCAGGAUGAUUGCAUGUGUUUUUCACCUUUAGGAAUCAUUCGGCUCACUAAAAAGGAUGAUAGUAGGAAUCAAAGGAAUCUUCAUGUCAUUCACUUAAAUAUGAAUGUUGGAUUGGGGGUUCAUGACGACAUUGGCUUGGAUUCUAGGGGCAAAUCGUUAUCUUGUCUAGGGAAGGAAGAAGCUUCUAUUGGAGAAGCGAUUGGCUGUACUUUCCAAGGGUGUCUCUAUUUAGUGAAUGAAGUUGGCCUUUCAGUUGUUCUUCCCUCUAUUUCUUUCUCAUCAAAUUUCAUUCCUGUUGAAACCAUUGGGUAUCGGCAACACAAUUUUCAUACGGUCAAUGGAUAUCCUCUAAAAAGAACUGCUCAAAUUAAGAGAUCAAAAGAGCUCUUCUCGGCUUGGAAAGUGGAGGUUUUGGAUAGGGUUCUUUUGUACGAGGGCCCUGAAGAGGCAGAUCGCUUGUGUUUGGAAAAUGGAUGGGACUUAAAAAUAUCUAGGAUGCGUCGGCUACAGAUGGCAUUGCACUACCUGAAAUAUGAUGAAAUAGAGCAAUCUCUGGAAAUGCUUGUUGGUGUCAAUCUAGCAGAGGAAGGAAUUUUGAGAUUGCUUUUUGCUGCUGCUUAUUUGAUGUGUCAUAAAAAUGGCAGUGACAGUGAGGUUUCUGCUGCAUCAAGGGUUCUUUCGUUGGCUACUGCCUUCACAACCAAAAUGAUUCAAAAAUAUGGGAUGCAGCAGCAUAAGAAUGGGGAAUUGCAUGGCUUUAGGAAGAUCCGGUUGCUCUCUCUCCCAUCAAUUUCACCAGAUGAAGUGCAGAACGAAAUAGGGGGCUCAGGAAGGCUUCAUGAUAUGUCUCGCUUUAUGGAGAUCAUUCGAAAUAUGCAGAAUCGGCUUAGAGCACAAUUUAAAAAGCGUGGCCAGGGAUUGGUGGAUGGAAAGGCUUUGAAUUUAGAAACAGAUUUGUUUGAGGAUAAGUCUCAGCUUCCUGUUCUUUCAGCUAAUGCUUCAUCUUUGGAGACACUAAACCAACAAGAACUUUCAAUUUCUGCAACGUCCAUGGGCACCAGUACUGAACAGCUUGCUUUGAUGUCCAAGGAUGCCUUGGAUUCCAGUGUUUAUUUGGAUCAAGAGGAUUCAACUGCAGUAUCUGUAUUUGUGCCAGUAGCAGGAAAUUUGGGAAGGAAAAUCUUUCCCUUGGAAAAUCCUAAAGAGAUGAUUGCACGUUGGAAAGUAGAUAACUUAGACCUCAAAACUGUGGUUAAAGAUGCUCUUCUUUCUGGUCGUCUACCUUUAGCUGUUUUACAAUUACAUCUUCAUCGUUCAAGAGAUUUAGACAAUGAUGACGAGCUUCCUGAUACUUUUAGUGAAGUUCGUGACAUUGGAAGAGCCAUUGCUUAUGACCUAUUUUUAAAGGGGGAAACUGGGCAUGCCAUUGCAACGUUACAAAGGCUUGGGGAGGACAUUGAAACCUGCCUGAAGCAGUUGUUAUUUGGCACAGUGCGGAGAUCUCUUCGGAUUUUAGUUGCAGAAGAGGCAAGAAGAUUUGGUUACCUGGGACCUUAUGAUUGGAAGUUGUUGGAAAUGAUAUUAUUAAUUGAGAGGCUGUAUCCUAGCAGUAGUUUCUGGAAAACUUUUCUUGGUCGGCAGAAGGAAUUGAUGAGAGCUACACGGCCUCUAAAUUUUCCUGGAGGAAUUAAGCUCCAGUUAUUUCAUUCUCAUCUAUUUAGCAAUCUUAUCAUCGAGUGUGGCGAAAUUGAUGGAGUUGUUUUAGGUUCAUGGACAAGCAUGAAUGAAAAUUCUCUUGAUUCUGUGGUUGAUGAAGAUACUGCUGGUGCUGGAUAUUGGUCUGGUGCUGCAGUGUGGUCUAGUGUUUGGGAUCAGAGAACCAUCGAUCGUAUAGUGUUGGAUCAACCUUUCCUUAUGGGUGUUCAUGUAUUGUGGGAGUCUCAACUGGAGUAUUAUUUAUGCCAUGAUGAUUGGCAGGAGGUUUUUAAACUUAUGGACUUCGUUCCUGCAUCUGCUGUAUCACGUGGAAGCCUCCAAGUAAGUUUGGACAGCACAAAGCAUGUGCCAGCUGUUGGAUCAAGCAGCCAAUUUCCAGCAUAUGGAAGUUAUAUAUGCUCCAUUGAAGAAGUGGAUGCUGUGUGCAUGGAUGUUCCAGGAAUUAAAAUAUUCAGGUUUUCAGCUGAUGCAAUGUGCUCUAUGUGGCUAAGGAUGCUCAUGGAACAGGAGCUUGCUAAGAAAUUUAUUUUUUUGAAGGAUUACUGGGAAGGCACUGCAGAGAUUGUAGCUCUACUAGCUCGUUCAGGCUUCAUAACUAGGAGACCUAGUAGAGUACAUUUAGAGGAUUAUUCUGUGGAGAGUUCAUCUGAUCUGAAUGUAUCAGAUGGUGCACAAUAUCAAUUUGAUACCACACAAGCUUUACAUAAAUUAUUCUUGCAUCACUGCGUACAAUAUAGGUUGCCAAACCUUUUGGAGCUUUAUCUUGACCAUCACAAUCCGGUCCUGGAUAAUGAUUCACUUUACUUGUUACAGGAAGCUGCAGGAGAAUGCCAAUGGGCAAAAUGGUUGCUUCUCUCUAGGAUAAAGGGUCGUGAAUAUGAUGCAUCAUUUUGUAAUGCUCGAUCUAUAAUGUCGCAUGAUAGUAGCCUCAGUGUUCUGGAGAUUGAUGAAAUUAUUCGUACUGUUGAUGACAUUGCGGAAGGAGGGGGUGAAAUGGCGGCUUUAGCAACUCUGAUGCAUGCCCCUAAUCCAAUUCAAACUUGCCUAAGUAGUGGGAGUGUAUUAAGGAAUAGUAGCUCCACAGCUCAGUGCACUUUGGAAAACCUUAGGCCCACUUUACAACGAUUUCCUACAUUAUGGCGCACACUUGUAGCAGCAAGUGUUGGACAAGAUACUUCUAAUUUGUUGGGCUCUAAGGCAAAUAAUGUGCUUUCAAACUAUCUUUGUUGGCGGGAUAAUAUCUUCUUCUCUUCUGCACGUGAUACUUCACUUCUCCAAAUGCUGCCAUGCUGGUUUCCUAAAACUGUGAGGAGGCUGAUUCAGCUUUUUAUCCAGGGUCCUCUCGGAUGGCAAUCAUUCUCAGGGCUGCCUAUAGGAGACUCUUUGUUAGAUAGAGAAAUUGAUUUUUGCAUACAUGCUGAUGAGCACACUGAGAUAGGUGCCGUAUCUUGGGAAGCAACAAUACAAAAUCAUGUUCAGGAGGAACUCUAUGAUUCUUCACUUGAGGAAACUGGACAUGGGCUUGAGCACCAUCUGCAUCGUGGACGUGCACUGGCAGCUUUUAAUCAUGUUCUUGGUCUUAGAGUUCAAAAGUUGAAAGUGGAAGGCCAAUCUGGCACUUCAUCACAUGGACAAACAAAUGUGCAAUCAGAUGUCCAAACACUUCUAGCUCCUAUAGCACAGAGCGAGGAAGCUAUUCUUUCAUCUGUUAUUCCACUUGCUGUCACUCAUUUUGAGGAUUCUGUAUUGGUGGCUUCAUGUGCUUUUCUCCUGGAGCUGUGUGGUUUAUCUGCCAGCAUGCUUCGAGUAGAUAUUGCUGCCUUGAGGCGGAUAUCUUCAUUUCACAAAUUAAGUGAUAAUGAGAAAUAUGGUCAAAUUUCACCCAAGGGCUCUGUAUUGCAUUUGGCUUCUCACAAGGGUGGCAUGGUAGAGUCUCUGGCUCGAUCACUAGCAGAUGAAUAUCUGAGAAAGGAUAGCGUAAGUGAUGCUAAGCUAAAGAGAAGUUCAGAUUUACUUGCUAGCAAACGACCUUCACGAGCUCUCAUGCUAGUUCUACAGCAUUUAGAGAAGGCUAGCCUUCCAGUGAUGAUGGAUGGGAAGACUUGUGGAUCUUGGUUAUUAACUGGUAGUGGUGAUGGUGCUGAACUGAGAUCUCAACAAAAAGCUGCAAGUCAGCGCUGGAAUUUAGUGACAGUUUUCUGUCAGAUGCACCAGCUUCCCUUGAGCACUAAAUACCUUGCUGUAUUGGCAAGAGAUAAUGAUUGGGUUGGAUUUUUGUCUGAAGCUCAGAUUGGAGGGUACCCUUUUGAGAUGGUGGUCCAAGUGGCAACCAAGGAAUUUAGUGAUCCACGUCUCAAGAUUCAUAUUUUAACCGUUUUGAAGGGCAUGCAGUCAAGGAAAAAAGCUUGUUCUCCAUCAUAUUGUGAUACAGCAGAAAAAAGGAGCGAAACUUCAUAUUCUGAUGAGAAUAUACUUAUACCUGUUGAACUCUUUAGAAUUUUAGCAGAUUGUGAGAAGCAGAAAAAUCCUGGUGAGGCUCUGUUGAGGAAAGCUAAAGAGAUGUCCUGGUCUCUUUUGGCAAUGGUUGCAUCAUGCUUUCCAGACAUGUCUCCAUUAUCUUGCCUGACUGUUUGGCUUGAAAUUACAGCUGCAAGGGAAACUUCAGCCAUCAAGGUGAAUGGCAUUACAUCGCAGAUUGCUGAUAAUGUUGGGGCAGCUGUCGAAGCUAAUAACUCCUUGCCAGUGGGUAACAGGGCUUUAACAAUUCAUUAUAACCGGCAGAAUCCGAAACGCCGCCGUCUGAUGGAGCCCGUUUUUGUGGAUCCAUUGGUUGCACCUAUUGAUGUUUCGAGUACUUAUUUUGGUUCAAAAGUAUCUGCAGCACAGGCUGUAAUUGGCGAGGAGGAAAGAAAACCAGAUGCUAGUGAACAUGUUAAUAUUUCAAGUGAUUCUGAUGAAGUAUCAGUAUCACUCUCAAAGAUGGUGGCAGUGCUUUGUGAACAACACUUGUUUCUGCCAUUAUUAAAGGCUUUUGACAUGUUCCUGCCUUCAUGUUCUUUGUUGCCUUUCAUCCGUGCGCUUCAGGCAUUUUCACAAAUGCGCCUAUCUGAAGCUUCAGCACAUUUAGGUUCCUUUUCUGCCAGGAUAAAGGAUGAAUCAUCCAAUUUACAUUCGAAUAUUGUAAGAGAAGGACAGACUGGAACAUCAUGGUUAAGCUCCACUGCAGUAAAAGCUGCCAAUGCCAUGCUUUCAACUUGUCCAUCACCUUAUGAAAGAAGAUGCUUGCUACAACUUCUUGCUGCAACUGACUUUGGUGAUGGAGGAUCUGCUUCAACAUACUAUCGACGACUUUAUUGGAAAAUUAACUUAGCAGAGCCUCUAUUACGGAAGAAUGAUGUUCUUCAUCUUGGUAAUGAGACUCUAGAUGAUGCUUCGCUUUUAACAGCACUAGAAAAGAAUGGGCAUUGGGAGCAAGCACGCAACUGGGCCAGGCAGUUGGAGGCAAGUGGUGGGCCAUGGAAAUCUGCUGUUCACCAUGUUACGGAAACUCAGGCUGAAUCCAUGGUAACUGAGUGGAAGGAAUUUCUUUGGGAUGUUCCUGAGGAAAGAGUUGCUCUAUGGGGCCAUUGUCAGACACUGUUCAUAAGAUAUUCCUUUCUCCCUUUACAGGCUGGCUUAUUUUUCCUUAAACAUGCUGAGAUGGUGGAGAAAGACCUUCCAGCAAGAGAGCUUCAUGAAUUACUUCUGCUUUCUCUUCAAUGGUUAAGUGGGAUGAUAACACUGUCCAAUCCAGUUUAUCCAAUAAAUCUUCUGCGAGAAAUUGAGACUAGAGUGUGGCUGUUGGCAGUAGAAUCAGAAGCUCAGGUAAAGAGUGAUGGGGAGUUCACAUCAACUUCUUCCAGUCGGGAUCCUGUGAUUGGAAAUGGUUCCAACAUCAUUGACAAGACUGCAAAUCUAAUUACAAAGAUGGACAUCCAUAUUAACACAAUGAGAAACAGAACUGCAGAUAAACAUGAUGUGAAGGAAAAUAUGAUAGGACUUCAGAAGAACCAAGUCCUGGAUGCUAGCACUUCAACAGCAGGGAUUGGAGCAAAGAUAAAGCGGAGAGCAAAAGCAUAUAUGCCAUCAAGGCGUCCAUUUAUGGAUUCAGUUGAUAAAAGUACAGAUCCGGAAGAUGUUUCUAUAUCGCUUACAUCUAAGAAUGAGUUACAUCUGCAAGAUGAAAAAUUAAAGCUGGAAAUUUCUUUUUUGAAAUGGGAGGAAAGGGUGGGACCUGCAGAGGUGGAAAGGGCUGUUCUUUCUUUGCUGGAGUUUGGACAAAUAACAGCUGCCAAGCAACUCCAACAUAAGCUGUCCCCAGAACACACACCUCCAGAGUUUAAUCUUGUUGAUACUGCUCUAAAGCUUGCAGCUAUCUCAACUCCUAGUAGUAAAAUAUCUCCAUCAUUGCUUGAUGAAGAAGUCCAUUCAGUUGUCCAGUCAUGUAAUAUUACUGAGCAAAAUCUGGUUGAUCCACUUGAGGUGUUGGAGAACUUGGCAACUAUUUUUACCGAGGGUAAUGGACGUGGACUAUGUAAGAAAAUCAUAGCAGUUGUGAAAGCUGCAAAUGUUCUAUGCAUCUCCUUUUCAGAAGCAUUUGAGAAGCAGCCAGUUGAAUUGCUGCAGCUGCUCUCUCUUAAAGCACAAGAAUCAUUUGAAGAAGCAUCUCUCUUAGUGCAAACUCAUUCCAUGCCAGCAGCUAGUAUUGCUCAAAUUCUGGCAGAGUCCUUUUUGAAGGGUCUAUUGGCUGCACAUCGUGGGGGAUAUAUGGAUUUGCAAAAGGAGGAAGGGCCUGCUCCUUUAUUGUGGAGAUUUUCAGACUUCUUGAAGUGGGCAGAACUUUGCUCUUCACCACCUGAAAUUGGUCAUGCUUUGAUGCGUUUGGUAAUUACAGGACAAGAAAUACCACAUGCCUGUGAGGUUGAGCUUCUUAUUCUUUCUCAUCACUUCUACAAAUCAUCAGCAUGCCUUGAUGGAGUUGAUGUUUUGGUAGCUCUUGCUGCAACCAGAGUUGAAGCUUAUGUGUCUGAGGGUGAUUUUCCAUGUUUGGCUAGACUGAUAACUGGAGUUGGGAACUUCCAUUCCCUUAAUUUCAUUCUUGGUAUUCUCAUAGAGAAUGGUCAGCUGGAUCUUCUACUUCAAAAGUAUUCUGCUGCUGCAGAUACAAAUGCAGGAACAGCUGAGGCUGUCAGAGGAUUUCGGAUGGCUGUUUUGACAUCAUUGAAGCAUUUCAACCCAAAAGAUCUCGACGCGUUUGCUAUGGUCUAUAACCACUUUGACAUGAAGCAUGAAACAGCUUCUCUAUUAGAGUCACGAGCGUGGCAGUCUUCGGAGCAGUGGUUUCAUCGCUAUGACAAGGAUCAGAAUGAAGACCUCCUAGACUCGAUGCGAUAUUUCAUUGAAGCAGCUGAAGUUCAUUCUUCCAUUGAUGCUGGCAAUAAAACUUGCAGAACUUGUGCGCAGGCUUCCCUUGUAUCCCUUCAAAUUCGAAUGCCCGAUUCCAAGUGGCUCAGUUUAUCCGAAACCAAUGCCAGGCGAUUAUUAGUCGAGCAGUCCCGUUUUCAAGAGGCUCUAUUUGUUGCUGAAGCCUAUGAUCUUAACCAGCCAAGUGAGUGGGCAUUGGUUCUUUGGAAUCAGAUGCUAAAUCCAGAAUUAACCGAAGAAUUUGUGGCGGAAUUUGUGGCUGUGCUUCCUCUCCAACCUUCAAUGCUUGUUGAGUUGGCAAGAUUUUAUAGGGCCGAGGUGGCAGCCAGAGGUGAUCAAUCGCAAUUCUCUGUUUGGCUGACUGGGGGAGGGUUGCCUGCAGAAUGGGCUAAAUAUCUGGGGAGAUCAUUCAGAUGCUUGUUGAAGAAGACUAGAGAUCUGAGGUUAAGGUUGCAACUGGCUACCGUGGCAACCGGUUUUACCGAUAUCAUUGAUGCAUGUAUGAAGACGCUGGAUAAGGUUCCGGAUGCUGCUGGGCCGCUCGUAUUGAGGAAAGGGCAUGGUGGUGCCUAUCUCCCAUUGAUGUGAGAGGUCAUGCUUGAUGGAAAGCUGAAGGUUUGCUUUAACCAUAAGGACCUGAGGAUUACUGAAGAAAUUUUGAUUAAAAUGGCACAAGAUAGCUUGUCCUGUUGAUUUUCUUUGCGGAAAAUAGCUGGAAGAAAUAAUGAGGAUUGACACAGUUGUAAAUUGCUGGAAGAGUAGGGGGUUAAAAGAAAAAACAGGAAGUCAUUUAUUUUUCUUUUCUUUUCCAACAUACAUGGAGCCAAGCUGAGGAAGAUGGAGUGGUUGUCUUGAAGAAAGAAUGUUAGAUUAGGUCAUUAGUUAGAAGGGUGGGAAUCUUGUAAAUUGAUUAUUUGAGUAAAUAGCUUAGCUCACAAAGACCAUAUAGUUUAGUCGGCUUUGGUUAAUUGAUUUUUGGUUUUAUAAUGGAGACCCUGAGCUGAGGGAGCCCUAUUCAUUUUUGUCAUAAUUGUAAAGUAUCAUUUUUAUUUUCUAAAUGCGAUUUAAUAUUUGGGUCGUCAAAACAAA
Messenger RNA from Ricinus communis (castor bean), 10493 nucleotides. RefSeq lists its product as uncharacterized. The transcript has 27 exons. The record is from RefSeq and is a predicted model, not a curated record. Lineage: Eukaryota; Viridiplantae; Streptophyta; Magnoliopsida; Malpighiales; Euphorbiaceae. Bases 312 to 9992 code for a protein of 3226 amino acids. Gene Ontology annotation, cellular component: cytoplasm.